AUGAGGAAGUCACAUAAACCAUUUAGAAAUGAAAGGGCUGCUGAGAUGAUUUCAAUGUUGCAGUGGAAGGUCAAAGCUAAGUUCGGUGGUCGACUUCGACUGACAAUAUGCGGAGGUGCAUCCUUGAGCACUGAGGUGGAAGAAUUCUUGCGGGUUACUUGUUGUGCCUUUGCAGUCCAAGGCUAUGCUGUGUACAAUGAGCUGCGCCUGGAGGAGGUUCUGGGGAUGGGACACAAUCCACUCGGCAAUCCUCCUUGCGGCGAGAUAAGUCUCCGAGGGAAGAGUCUUUUUUCUGGGUAUUACAGGAAUCCAGAGCUGACAAGAGAAAGCAUGAAAGAUGGGUGGUUCCAUACAGGAGACAUAGAAGAAAUUCUUCCAAAUGGGGUUGUUAAGAUUAUUGAUAGGAAGAAAAAUCUUAUAAAGCAUUCCCAGGGAGAAUAUAUUGCUGUUGAGUAUUUGGAAAAUGUGUAUAACAACACUCCAGUUGUUGACGACAUUUGGGUGUACGGAGACAGCUUCAAGUCAAUGCUAGUUGCAGUAGUAGUGCUUCAUGAAGAGAACACAAAGGGCUGGGCGAUCUUGAAUGGCUUUCCGCUGUCAGCUCUACUUUUUGCUACAGAGAAUUGUAUUGAACAUAUCAAAGGAGUAAUAUUGGAAUCCUGCCCCUUUGACAUGGAAAGGGAUUUGGUGACUGCAACAUUGAAGAAGAAAAGAAACAAGUUAGUUAGCCACUAUCAGGCAGAAAUUGAUAAACUUUAUCGAAAGCUGGCCGAAGUACGAGCAUGAAUUAUGAUCGGUUAAUCCAGAUUCAGGGAGUGCGCAGUGUUGGUGUUCUCCUCUGCUUUUAGCAGAGUGCUUGUCACAAGAAUAUUUUGCGAUGGUGGUACUUCC
This is a messenger RNA of Populus euphratica (Euphrates poplar), 891 nucleotides long. RefSeq names its product long chain acyl-CoA synthetase 1-like. The record is from RefSeq and is a predicted model, not a curated record. Gene Ontology annotation, biological process: wax biosynthetic process; cutin biosynthetic process. Gene Ontology annotation, cellular component: endoplasmic reticulum; membrane. NCBI's taxonomy places the organism in Eukaryota, Viridiplantae, Streptophyta, Magnoliopsida, Malpighiales, Salicaceae. Gene Ontology annotation, molecular function: long-chain fatty acid-CoA ligase activity. The transcript is spliced from 8 exons. The coding region runs from base 1 to 786 and encodes 261 amino acids.